AUGGCAGGCCCCUGCAACGCCAAAAAAGACUCGCCGAAAAUCAAUCAGACGGGGGCAGAGCGAAGGGCCAAGAGGCGCAAACAGGCAGGAGAGGAGCUCGAGCUGGGUAACGGGCGUUGUGUUGCAUUCAAGGAUUCGGGUGAGAUUGGGUCAGGCCCAUGGGGGCAAAUCGGCGGAAUGCGAGACAAGACGCUGUGGGAUUCAAGCAACUACGCCCAGGCUUGGGUCAUUCCCGAUGAGGAAGCUGGUCAAGACUCGGCUUGA
Messenger RNA from Colletotrichum graminicola M1.001, 264 nucleotides. RefSeq lists its product as uncharacterized. The coding region runs from base 1 to 264 and encodes 87 amino acids. The transcript has 2 exons. The record is from RefSeq and is a predicted model, not a curated record. NCBI's taxonomy places the organism in Eukaryota, Fungi, Ascomycota, Sordariomycetes, Glomerellales, Glomerellaceae.